CAUCCCCAGACAUCCCGUUUCUACGAGGCACUGCAUUCCAUCCUCGGUGCAGCCGCCACCACUACCCCACCACUGACCGUGGACUCUGAGGAUGGGAUAUUGUCCACGGCCGGUUCCUCGGACAUGUUAGCGGACGGGGAAGAUGAGGAAGGAGAUGAGGAGGGCGAGGCAGUCGGCAGCGCUCACAACACUGAUUUCCCUGACAGCCAGGAUCUCUUCAUCACCCUUACAGAGAUCCCCUACGAAGCGUCCCCAGCCGUUACCCCGGACACAGAAUCUGGGGAAGGAUCAGCCACCACAUCUGCGACUGUCUCACAACCUAGCCUGGCAUCACACUCCCAGAGGCUAGCGAAGAUUAGGCAUAGGAAGAAGAGGACACGGGAGGACAUGUUCUCUGAACUUAUGGCCUGUUCCCAAGCCCAGGCAGCACAGCAGACCCAGUGGCGGGAGAAAUUGACCCAAAUGCAGCAAGCAAACAUGGAUCGGGAGGAGAGGUGGCGGCAGGAAGACCAGCAGGCGACUCAAACGCUGCUUGGACUACUGAGGGAGCAAACAGACACGCUCCGGCGCCUUGUGGAUGUUCUGCAGGAACGGAGGCAGGAGGACAGAGCCCCGCUGCAGUCCAUCUCUAACCGCCCUCCCCCGCCACCAAGUCCCAUACCCACCUCACCCAAAGUGCAAAGAAGGAGAGGCGGCAGAGUCCCUGCUAACUCUCACUCCACCCCUGCAGAGAGCUCUAGUAGCAGAAGGCUCUCAUUCCCCAAAACUUGAAAAGUUCUUUCCUUCCCGCCUGACACAAGCCCCCGUCCAAGUUUCACCUCCCAGUUCCAUGUGUAGUUGAUAAUAAAAAAUACGUUCAUGUUAAGUACUGUUUCAAUGAUGUUCUUUUGGAGGAGGAGGGGAAAGGGGGUUGGUAAUUGGACAGGACAGUCGCCUUUGGCAGGGUACAUAGGCGGGGGCAGGCACAGCAGCAGGGCACAUACACAGUGCAGUGAUGCAGUGACUAGUUACCCUGGUUAGUCUGGGAGGUUGUUUUCAUGUUAUGUG
Molecule: messenger RNA, 1047 nt
Organism: Malaclemys terrapin pileata
Lineage: Eukaryota; Metazoa; Chordata; Testudines; Emydidae
Exons: 2
Coding region: 124-771 (215 amino acids)
Source: RefSeq, a predicted model, not a curated record